Hibiscus syriacus is the source of this 1217-nucleotide messenger RNA. RefSeq names its product putative MO25-like protein At5g47540. The transcript has 11 exons. Gene Ontology annotation, molecular function: protein serine/threonine kinase activator activity. The record is from RefSeq and is a predicted model, not a curated record. NCBI's taxonomy places the organism in Eukaryota, Viridiplantae, Streptophyta, Magnoliopsida, Malvales, Malvaceae. Gene Ontology annotation, biological process: intracellular signal transduction. Bases 134 to 1180 code for a protein of 348 amino acids.
AACCAUCUUCCUCUCCUGAAACCCUAAUAUCCAUACAUUCUUCAUUGCCAAAGCCUUGAAAACUACAGCAAUCUGAGAUAAUAACUUAGUUGUUAGAGGGAUAAGAGAAUUGAGGGUUCAGGGAUCAGGAAAAAUGAAGGGGUUGUUCAAAGCCAAACCUCGGACACCGGUUGAGAUGGUGCAGUACCUGCAUGAGCUUCUUCUUUUCGUCCACGGUAACACCGAGACCCGCGAAAAGAAACGAGCAGAGAAGAUUGCAGAACUGGAUAAAUUGCUAUUGGAUAUAAGAACUGUUCUUUUUGGGGAUGGACAAAUAGAGCCAAAUGCAGAAUCAUGUGCUCAAUUAACCAAAGAAUUCUUUCAAAAGGAUACGUUCCGACUUCUCAUCAGUUGUCUUCCAAGCUUGGAUUCUGGGGCCCGUCAAAAUGUUAUCCAUGUGAUUGCAAAUCUACAAAGACAAAAGGUGAAUUCGAAAGUAAUUGCUUCCGAGUAUCUGGGAAAUAACUUGGAUAUCAUGGAUACUUUGUUACCAGGUUAUGAAGACGGUGAUAUUGCAUGGACUUAUGGUUCAAUCUUAAGGGAGUGCAUCCGCCAUCAGAAUGUUGCUAGGUAUGUCUUGGAAUCAGACCAUAUGAAGAAGUUCUUUCAAUAUCUGCAGAAUCCAAAUUUUGACAUAGCAUCAGAUGUUCAAGCCACUUUUAAAGAGCUUUUGACAAGGCAUAAAUCUACUGUGGCUGAAUUCCUUUCUGCAAAUUAUGACUGGUUUUUCCAUGAAUACAACACCAAACUGCUGCAAUCGGAAAGUUACAUCACCAGACGACAUGCUGUGAAGCUCCUUGGAGAUAUGUUGUUAGAUCGCUCAAAUUCAGCUGUUAUGGUUCGUUACGUGACUUCCUUGGAACACAUGAGGAUCAUGAUGAAUCUUCUUAGGGAUUCAAACAAGACAAUAAAACUGGAUACAUUUCAUGUGUUCAAGCUGUUUGUUGCAAAUCAAAAUAAGCCUCCGGAGAUCCUCAGUGUCCUUGUCACAAAUAGAAGCAAACUUCUUCGAUUCUUUGGCGAAUUCAAUAUUGAUAAAGAGGAUGAUCAAUUUGAAGCCGACAAAUCUCAAAUCAUCAAAGAGAUUGCUACCUUGCAGCAACCCGCGGAUCGUUCAUGCCAUGAUUUAGAGUCUUUCUAAUGUUCCAUGUUAAUUUUGUCAUUCAUUCCUUCAUUUU